Fusarium redolens is the source of this 2278-nucleotide messenger RNA. RefSeq lists its product as uncharacterized. The record is from RefSeq and is a predicted model, not a curated record. Gene Ontology annotation, molecular function: cysteine-type peptidase activity. Lineage: Eukaryota; Fungi; Ascomycota; Sordariomycetes; Hypocreales; Nectriaceae. The transcript is spliced from 2 exons. The coding region runs from base 103 to 2100 and encodes 665 amino acids. Gene Ontology annotation, biological process: proteolysis.
GCAAGCAGCCUAUUCAGCCCCAGUAUCAUACUUCUCGCAAACCAUCUUACUGUGCAGCUACCUCUUGUCUUGAAGCAAUUCUUGCCCAAAUUUCUGUUUAGCAUGUCUCGUCAUGAAACCGGAGAUUUGCUACCAGCUGUUUCCGAUGCUAGUCAUGCCUCGGUGCCUCUAAACUCUGGAAAAAACGCUUCGACUAAGCGAAAGGCGACCAAACCGACAUAUUACGAUAAGAGGAAAGCCAAAAUCUGGACUGAUUUGCAGAAGUUUAUAGGAGAAGAGCGUUGGCCUAGCGUCCAGUCUAUACUUGAAACAGGAAAGAGUGAUACAACCCUGACGAGCAUAUACGAUUGGUUGAUAUAUGCUCGAAAUAACAACCUUAACGCAGAGAAUGUUUUCGAGAAUCAAACCAAGCCCACCAAAGCAGUUCAGACGGGGGUGAUUGAUAUCCUGAACGCCCUUGACCGAAAAGAAGAUGGUGCUGGCUUAGGCACAACCAUCGAAGCCAGCUCGGGAACGGGUACAGAAAUAACAGUCGGUUCGGAUGCCCAGCAUACGGUUGGUCCUGACUCCGGAGUCCGCAUGCCAUCAUCACCGUCGCCGUCACCGUUACCGCCGCAGUCACAGCCAUGGAAGACAAGUCAAUCUGGCAGACCGCAGAAGAAAUUGAAAGGGACUCAUAGCGACUGCAUUGAUAUGACAACUCAAUCAUCACCGGACGAUGAGGAACUGCAACGAAAAAAAUCACUAGUUUCAGUGGCUGAGAGAGCCAAGGGUAUCCACUCACGGCUGAAAGACGACGAAAAACUGAAUGACGAAACUAUCUAUAUCGUCAGUCAAGUCUUCGAGCUUGGCUUGCCACCAAAUACCCCUACGAGGAUUCUGGAUACUAUGAGAUUUAAAAUUGAUGAAAAGAACAUUCCAGUCAAGCUAAAGUACAUACCGAAGAGCGGCGAGCCGAUAUACAUCCCUUUACAUCAUGAGAGUGCCGAGCACUGGACGCUAUGCGUUCUGCUAUUCGAAUCCGACUCUGAACCCAGCUCUGAAAUCAACUCUAUUCGCUUGGAAUUCUACGACUCUUUGGUAGAUUUAUCCAGGUCGGAGAAAGUUGAGGCCUUUUUUACAGAGUGGAUCAAGACGCACUAUCCCAAUUUCAAACUUACGUUCGAUCAGAAGGAAACUGCACAGCAAAAUGACAAAACGAGUUGCGGAGUAUUUGUUCUAGAGACUAUAAGGCGUUUGAUGGCAUCGGAAGAUAUAAUGCGGACUAUAGAACCGAUGGAUGCGAAGAAGCGCUUCCUGGACAUGAUUACUUCAACUGUUACAAACUCGCCGUCUCCUUCGGCGAAUCUACAGGUGAUAGGCGCAAUCAAAGAGCUGGAAAGAAACUGCGACACAUCAGCGAUCAUUGACGACUCACUCUCUACAGCCCAAGAGCCAAUAAGCAUCCAGCCUUCUCAAGGAAUCAUCACCAAAAUCAGGAGCCUCUGCGAAUCAGAGGGAAUACCCAUCACAGAACGGCUUUCUCCUGCCAAAAAAGAGUACAAGCGGAUCACCGAAGAAGAGGAGCGCCUCAAACUCGAACUUACAGACGCCCGAAAGGACUUGGGUUGUGCAAACGUCAAUGUACUCGCCGUGGAAGAGGUCUUAGCCAUGUUCUCAGAAUCCAUCGCAACGGAUGAGACAAUAGACGAUUCGUCGGCUGGUGUGCAUUUGCAGACCAUGAAAGAUGAGCCAAUGUCUGAUGGCACGCCCAAUCUGAAUUCCCUGGUGAAGAAUCCUUGCUCGAAUGAUAUGCUUGAUACUUUCUCUUGCGUGGUCAAAAAUGCAGCAUCGGACCUCAUGCAAGCAGAUCGAGCGAGAAUGAAGGACAAGUUGGCGGAAGCCAUGGAGAAAGCCCGACGUACGCCUCGUGAGGAGGUCGAAAAUGCGGAAAGAAAAGUGGAGCAACUAACCGAACGAGAGAGGUACCUUCAGAUAAGAAAGCGUCAUUUAGAUGCGACUAUUAAUUUGUAUGAGAGCUUGCUAUAUCUCGCAUCGGAUGGAGGAGGCAAGCUGGCUGACGAGAGCCUGUCAACUGGUGACGUGACGCCAUCUCGAUGAUAUUCCCAUAUCUAGGGUAGGGUAGGUUCCAAGAGCAGAAACUCGAAGGGUCCAUGGACCAAGCUUUGGCUAUUCCGGACUGCUUCUGAUUGAAAUAAGAGCAUCUGUUCUUUGGUGAGGGAGGCAGGAUUAAUUCUUCACAUUAUCAAUAAAAUAAUAAUAAUAAAUAAUUCAUCGC